Stegastes partitus (bicolor damselfish) is the source of this 2193-nucleotide messenger RNA. RefSeq names its product ethanolamine kinase 2. The transcript has 8 exons. Gene Ontology annotation, cellular component: cytoplasm. Gene Ontology annotation, biological process: phosphatidylethanolamine biosynthetic process. The record is from RefSeq and is a predicted model, not a curated record. Gene Ontology annotation, molecular function: ethanolamine kinase activity. Lineage: Eukaryota; Metazoa; Chordata; Actinopteri; Pomacentridae. Bases 1 to 1080 code for a protein of 359 amino acids.
AUGAGCAGCGGGACUCAGCUUCUCCAUGUGGACAUCAAUAUUGAUGAGAGAGAACCUCGUAGAGGAAUCCUGAAGCUUCUGAGCAGACUCCGUCCUCACUGGAGGACACACACCAUUCAAAUGAAGACAUUCACAGAGGGCAUCACCAACCAGUUGAUUGGAUGCUACGUGGGCUCUCUCCAGGAUUCUGGUUGCGUUCUCGUGCGACUGUACGGCAGGAUGACGGAGCUUUACGUGAACCGUGACCGGGAGGUGGAGAUGUUCCAGGUCUUCCACGCCCACGGCUGUGGUCCCGAGAUCUACUGCAGCUUUCAGAAUGGCAUCUGUUACGAGUUUGUGAGAGGAACGGUGCUGGACGAUGAGCUUCUCCGGCAGCCGUCCAUCUACAGAUUGAUCGCAGCAGAGAUGGGGAGAAUCCACUCGAUCCAGCCAAAAUGUGGUCUGCCUGUUGAACCGCUACUCUGGACAAAAAUGUCCCACUUUCUCACACUGGUGCAGAGCAGCUUCAACAGCAGCCCAGCAGAGCAGCCGGGCACAAGAAGUCCUGCGGCUCUACGAGAGGUGCCCAGUUUUGAGACGCUGUCAGCGGAAAUGGAGUCACUGAAGAGACACCUCUCGCAGAUCGACUCGCCAACUGUCCUCUGCCACAACGACCUUCUGACAAAAAACAUCAUCUACAACCACAAAGAGGGAAUGGUGAAAUUCAUCGACUACGAGUACGCUGAUUACAACUACCAGGCUUUCGAUAUCGGCAAUCACUUCAACGAAUUUGCUGGUGUGAACGAUGUCGACUACAGCCUCUAUCCGAGCUGGGAGCUGCAGAGGGACUGGCUGACGGCCUAUCUGGAGAGCUACAAGCACAGCACAGGGCAUGAGGUCACUGUUACAGAGGCAGAAGUUACGCGGCUCUACAUUCAGGUCUGCAAAUUCUCACUCGCGUCCAACUUCUUCUGGGGUCUUUGGGCCAUCCUCCAAUCACGCUACUCCUCGAUUGACUUUGAUUUCCAAAGAUAUGCCAUGGCACGACUCAACUACUAUUUUGAGAAGAAAGAAGAAUAUUUUGGACUGACAAUGAGCUAAUAACAGGAUGAAGGACCAACAUUUUCUAAAAGAGUUUUUAGUGAAGUGACUGAUGUGUUUCUUUAUCACAUCAUACAAUACCAGGUGAUCGUUUGUGGAAGUGCGGAGGCACAGAAUGAGCUUAUAAAAGUGCUCCCCAUUGUUUGUUAUUUCAAGCUGUAGUGUGAGUUAAUAUGUUUUGCUAUCACAGUGAUUUUUAAAAUAUUUGUUUUACCACAGUCAGUAUGCCGAUAAGCCUAUUUGGCAAAUUGAGAUGGCUCUCAUGCCAGAAAUGCAUUAAUUGUUCCCACAUUCAGUUGAGUCGCAUAAAGCCACAAAAACUGAGCCUGAUCAUAAAACCCAUAAGGGGGUUAUUUGCAGGCUUAUUCAGUGUGUACCACAGUUCUGAUGGAAAACAAGUUUUCAUGUCAACUUACUUGCUAUACUAAGUAAUGCAUCAUUUUAAAGCUUUCUCUUUCCUUGGAACUUGCUGUAAAGCUGCUGUGAAUAUUAUAGUAAAUUACAAACAUUUUAAAAUAUUGUUUCAGACUUAUCAACAUUUAAGUGCUUGAACAGUGUGUAAAGACAGCUUGUUAAAAUAGUUUAACUCUACAGGUAGUAAAAAUGCACAAAAAUCUGCAAUUUGUGUAAAUUUAUUAUAAAAAGAAUCUUUGUGCAGUGACUGAAAGUACUAUGCUUCUAAUUGACUGCACCUCAAAUGCAAUUGCACAUCAUAAAAUUAAUAAUGAUUAAGUCUGAUGUGUGCUUCUUAAAAGUAAUACUGACUAGUGUCAGUGCUUUCACUACUGGCUUGUACUUUUCCAUUGUUAACGUCACAAGCUGGAAAAAAUGGAUUCCCUUAAAGUAAACUCUGUAUGUAUAUUCAAAUGUUUGCACACUUUAUUUAUAGUUAUGCCUUUUUACACUGUAUUCUACAGCUAUGGAGGACACAUUUCAUUCUGUUGAUGUGAUCUCAUUAUUAUCUGCCCCUUGGAUGUGUGUUGCAGGUCAUUAACUUGUCAGGGUCCCGAACAUUCACUGAAUCAGUGUAAUAACUGCUUUAAAACUGUGAUUAGUGUGUAAUGAAGUAAACAACAAUGUAUAUGUGCAAGAUGCAUAAAGUUUUAAAGAACU